Messenger RNA from Trematosphaeria pertusa, 1739 nucleotides. Its product is annotated as glycoside hydrolase family 79 protein. The transcript is spliced from 3 exons. The record is from RefSeq and is a predicted model, not a curated record. Bases 99 to 1739 code for a protein of 546 amino acids. NCBI's taxonomy places the organism in Eukaryota, Fungi, Ascomycota, Dothideomycetes, Pleosporales, Trematosphaeriaceae.
CCGCGAAAAUGUUGCCUAGAGAGCUUGUGCAUUACAAGGCCACCCUUCUGCAUCACCGCCAAGCAUCGGAGCAUUAGUUCUCUACACUCGCGCGAGUCAUGGCAUCCCUGCAACACCUCCUCCUCACGAUCGCGCUUUCCAACGUCGUCUCUUCCUCACCGCAAUAUACGUUCGUCAAUCCCGACCCUUCAGGGACCCUGUACACAAGGCCCUCAGAUUUCAACCCCGUCGCUGUGCCCAAUGUGAGCACUGCUGGAGAAGCUGUUCUGGCCAGUUUUGUCAGCUACUCGAUUGAGUUUGCUUUCUUCCCGGAUUUCGCGGGAAAUAAGAGUGCGCCGAAUGACUUCUCGGAUAAUUUGCUCGAGAAUUUGAAGGGGUUUCAGGGGAGUAAGCCGGAUAUUAGGGUUGGAGGGAAUACGCAGGACUAUGCGCUGUUUAAUGAGAGUCUGAAGACUGCGACAUAUGGCGUCUACACCAACGUCUCCAGCGACUACCCACGUAUCCUCACCAUCGGCCCCUCGUACUUCGAAUCAUACGAAACAUGGCCCGACGUCAAAUUCACGCACGGCUUCAACCUCGCCAAAAAUGAUACUACCGCUGCAGCCAGCAUCAACAACUCCGUACCAUAUGCCUGCAAGGCGCUAAGUAGCGGGAACUUCUGGUACUGGGAGAUGGGAAAUGAGCCGGAUUUGUUUAAGACGAGUGCGCAGGGAAUUAUGAGGCCGAGCAGUUGGAACGAGAGCGAUUAUGUGGCCGAAUGGGAGCAGAAGGUGGGGUGGGUGAGGGGUGUGCUAGGUAGCAGUUGUGGGGAGGAGUGGACGAGUGAGGAGAGGUUCAAGUGGAUGGCGCCGAGUUUUGCAGGGACGAAUAAUAGUUUGAAAACGCUUAAGACGUGGGACGUGGGGUUGAAAAAUGACGAAGGAAUUAUCGGGAGGUUUUCGUCGCAUAACUACAUCGGCGGCGCCACCCAACCCGGUGUGACCCUCCGAGGAACGCUCAUGAACCACACAAAGACAGUAUCCAGCAUCGCCGCGCACAACGCCGAGCAAGCUGCCCUCACCGCCGCCGGCAUGUCCCUCGACUACAUUCUUGGCGAAACCAACUCGCUCUACAACCAAGGCGCCCCCGGCCUCUCCAACUCCUUCGGUGCUGCUCUCUGGGGCAUCGAUUUCAACCUCAUGUGCGCAGCGACCAACAUCAAGCAAGUCUUCAUGCACCAAGGCACGGACUAUAGGUACGCCAGCUGGCAGCCAGUCGACACAAACAAGACCAGCAAAGGAACGAAGGCGCCGUAUUACGGCAAUGUAGCCGUGGCCGCGGCGUUGGGCGAUAUCACUACGAGCUCUGUGAGAGUCGCCAACAUACCCCUCGCGAACGAAACGUCCGCUGCGUACGCCAUCUACGCCAACAGCACGCUCGCUCGCCUCAUGCUCAUCAACAUGAACCAGUACAACUACAGCGUGCCCUCGCCGUCCGCACGUUCUAGCACCGCGUACAACUUCACCCUGCCAAGCUCCUGUGCGGGGACGGGUGUCGUGCAGAGACUCAUGGCGAAUGGGAGCGACGCGAUUACGGGGAUCACGUUUAACGGCCUGAGUUAUAACUAUGAGGUGGAUAACGGGAGACCGAAGCUGUUGGGGAAUGCGACGAAGGAUGAGACGGUGUUUGUAGGGGGCGAUGGGGGUGUGAGUGUCAGCGUGCCGGAUAGUAGUGCGACGCUGGUGCAGCUGAGGUGCUGA